GGUCGUUAUCUAGACACUGAGUGCCGUGGAAUUCAUCGGUGUUUAUUUCAAAUCAACAAUUUUGAUUGCAUCUGUAAUCACCAGCCGGGGUUGGGUGAGAUCUCGUAAGACUGAAAGAAAGAUGUGCAGAUAAAGCUUAAUCUCACAAUUUCUGUCUCCACUCUUUAAUUUACAAGGCUCCUGGAGCUCUAGCCAUCCACGGUCUGGAUCCCAGUAUCUUCUUCACCUUCAGCUCAUAUACAUGGUAUUCUAUGCAAAACCACUUCACCGACAUGCGCUAGUAUAUUCGAUAUUAGUCGAGGUCCAAAGUCGUCGAACUUGCAACGAGGUUCAAUUGCGACCUUGAUAUACAUUCUAUCCAAUCAUCAUACGUCAUGGCGUUGGUACCAGGCCUCUCAGAUCUACAAACGGUCCUUCUCAACCCUCUCCAUAGAUAUGAUGUGAGGUAAAUCAAAAAACCAGUGAUGGUUGUAUGAAAAGCGAGUGGAUUACGUUCAAGUAUUGCUAAUCUAAAAAGCUUCCGGGUCGUAUGAACCGUUGUCUCUUCCCCCCCCCUCGCAAUUGCAAAGCGUGAUAGCCUAGAGCGGUUAAGUUCUACCAAACUAUAAAGGCGCUCUAUUCGUCCCUUAUCAUUCAUGCAAAGGGAGAGUCAUUUGGAUAUUUGUAUACUUCUGAAGAACCCGAAUUAUGCUUUUUUCUUCAUCGUUGCUAGCAUUCGUUGCUGCUGCAAAUGCAAUCGCUUUACCAAAUAGUAAUUUGAGAUAUAGAAACACGGAUGAUAGCACCUUAUAUUCAAAAGCCAACACGUUUGAUAAGGCAUUCAUUAUUGAACUGGAAAGGGGAGUAAGCACCUCUGUAUCCAGACGAGAUCUCCGUAAUGCCUUCCACAAACGUGCGGCGUCAAUCAGCUACGAUGUCCGUCACGAAUUCGAUUCUAUAGCAUUUGUUGGGCUUUCUAUUUAUGUUACUCAAAACAACACCAAUGUGGAAUUGCAACAACAGCUUUCGGAAAUCCCUGGAGUAGUAGACGUCUGGCCAGUUUACCAAGUCCCUCGUCCUGGUGUACUUUCGAAUUCCACAAACGAGGAUAGUUUCAAUGCAAACAUUCCGUUGGUACAAAGAAGACAAUCAACAGUGACUGGAGCAGGAGAUUUGUCCUCAGCUCUCGAGAUGGGUGGUGUCGAUAAGCUACAUGCAAAAGGCAUCAAAGGCAAAGGAAUCAAAAUCGGAAUUGUGGAUACCGGGGUUGACUAUCGCCAUCCUGCACUAGGUGGAGGAUUUGGGACUGGUUUCAAGAUCACUGGUGGAUACUCUUUCGUAUACGAUAACGGAACCUUGGGGGAUAGUUCGGACCCUUUGUCUACGUGUCUCACUGGAGGACAUGGAACCCACGUGUCAGGUAUCCUUGGAAUGGAUCCCAUAUCUGAAAAUGGCUACUUUCCAAUCAGUGGUGUCGCUCCCGAGGCUAAUCUCUACAUGUACCGUACCUUUGAUUGCUCAAAUGCAGGUGGCAGUGACACCAUUAUGGCCGGCAUGCUAAAAGCACACGAAGAUGGCGUUGAUGUUAUCAGCAUGUCUCUUGCGGUUGGAACUGAAUUUCCUUCAACCCCAGAUCCAUUAGCUUCUGUUGUACAGAGCAUUACCCAAGCCGGAACUGCUGUGAUUGUAGCAGUCGGUAAUGAAGGCUCUCUAGGUCAAUAUGCUACAGAGUUAUUCACUGCAGAUUACCCUUCUUCAGAGCCGGGUGCCAUCGCUGUAGGGGCCAUUGCAAAUAGAGAUUUUCCCCUUGUCUAUCCGGCCGUGGAUUCUGCCAAUUCCACUCUCGGUUAUGCAUCUGUUUGGCCAGUUAACCUCACUGUUCCUGUAUACAUUUAUCUUGUAUCAGAUGGAUGUGAUAGCUCAACAUGGGCUGAUGCUCUCAAUACUGUCAGCCAAAGUGGUCUUUUAAAUACCACAAUCUUUGCUUUCGAAGCAUUUGAAACGACUACUUACUGCAAUCCGAAUUCGAUUGCUUCGGGUUGGAAGUCGGGUAAAGUACAACCUGUCUAUGUCAUGGGCUACAAUUCAGACAUCGCAAACUCUUACUUACUCGAGUAUAACGUCUUCAGUCCUUCGUACUUUGGCUCAGUAAGUUAUAUCAAUCUUAACACUGAUGAUGGGAUUACUCUUGUCAACAAUUAUGGUUUGGUUGGAGGUUUUCCUAAAUACACUUUAACAUUCACGGGAAACAAUUUUAAGAGCCCUCCACAACACACAGGGGGCUUGGUUGAUUAUUACUCGAAUUUCGGUCCAACGUAUUUUACUUAUGAUUUAAAACCACAAAUUUCUGCACCUGGCGGCCAUAUCCUUUCGACAUAUCCCCUAGGCGUCAAUUCCAAUUACGCGAUCUUAUCUGGGACUUCAAUGGCUACUCCCUACGUUGCAGGAUGCUUUGCGCUGGUCAAAUCCCAAUUUCCCACCGCCAGCACAUCUCAAAUAUUAGAUCUGCUACAGACCACAGCGGCCCCUGUCAAUUGGGUUUGGAAUAGCACGAUCAUUUCCGCAACUGCACAACAGGGUGCGGGUCUCAUCAAUGCAUAUGAUGCUAUCUAUGCUCAAACCACGAUUUCUCCCGGGCAGAUCGUUCUUGGAGAUGACAGUACGCAUAAUGUGUUUGGUGCUGCAAAUAUCACCAUUGAUAAUACAUCAGGAUCUACUAAAACCUACACUCUAUCUCAUAUCGGUGCCGGCUACACUGAUGGCCAAUUGUCCGGGCGAAACUACAAUCAAAUCGCGCUUUACGGAACUGGUGUUUUCCCUACCCCUACAGUCACCCUAGCAGGUGGUCAGUCUAAAACCAUCGAUUUCUCCAUCGUUCCCCCCAUAGGCGUUGUUGCAUCGAACCGUCCUGUCUUCGGUGGUUACAUUAAAGUCAGCUCUUCUACCGGUGAAACAUAUACCGUUCCCUACAUUGGACCGCCAUAUUCAAUGUUCAAUGCAUCAUACAUCUCGGUUAUCCAAGUUGCUGGUUUUAACUCGGCCGGGACACCAGAAAAGGAUACUGGGUUUCUCGAGAUCAAUCCUACCAGACAAUAUGAAAUAGCCGCCGACAUCCCACAACAAUAUACACUUGCAUUCAGAUUCGAUCUCUUACCCGCCAAUACAAAUAUUACAGCUAACAAACACGCCUAUAACAUAUCUCAAACCUUCCCCUAUAUUUCUUCCCAAUCCACUGCCAAUUCCUCGAUCUUUGGAUACCCAUCUUUUGGAACUUACACGAACCGUACGGCGACGGUAGCAAAUGGCGCCAUACGGCCAGCUAACUAUAUUCAGUAUUGGACCAGUGCACAAAUCACUGGUGAUGAUGGGGUGAGCUAUAAUGUAGGGGAUGGUGAUUAUCGAUUUUUUGCAAGCGUGCUGAGAUGGGGUGGAAAGGUGGGGAAGAUUGAAGAUUAUGAUACGUGGCUGGGACCAAUUUUGAGAUUUAAUUCGAGCUAUUCCGACUAAUUGUUUUUGAGGAUUGUAAUGGUGUUGAUACGCUCCAGUGGGCAGUGGUAGCUGAUGAUAGUAAUCAUUAAUUGAUAUGGUAAUUUAACAAGGGAAGGAGAAUUCAUGAACAAUAAAUAGCAUGUUUGUUAAUUGUUUUGAGUCACCAUUAUAAAAGGUUUUUCAUACUGCUCGUUCUGGAGUCUAAAUAAUCUAGAAUUUAUACGACAAAAAAUGUGGAGCUAUUCUCA
Botrytis cinerea B05.10 is the source of this 3716-nucleotide messenger RNA. RefSeq lists its product as hypothetical. Gene Ontology annotation, cellular component: membrane; cytosol; cell wall. NCBI's taxonomy places the organism in Eukaryota, Fungi, Ascomycota, Leotiomycetes, Helotiales, Sclerotiniaceae. Gene Ontology annotation, molecular function: tripeptidyl-peptidase activity; serine-type endopeptidase activity. The transcript is spliced from 2 exons. Bases 688 to 3486 code for a protein of 932 amino acids. Gene Ontology annotation, biological process: proteolysis. The record is from RefSeq and is a predicted model, not a curated record.